GUCAGAGGAGCAAGUUGGGCCCUGCGACAGAGAAACCCUGGGGCAUGGCGCUGUCAGGGCAGGACAGCAAGAAGAGGAACCCUGGGCUGAAAAUUCCUAAAGAAGCAUUUGAGCAACCACAGACAAGUUCCACGCCACCCAGAGAUCUAGACUCCAAAGCCUGUAUCUCUAUUGGUGAGGAGAACUUUGAGGUGAAAGCUGAUGACCUGGAGCCAAUCUCCGAGCUGGGACGAGGUGCGUACGGGGUGGUGGAGAAGAUGCGGCACAUGCCUAGCGGGCAGAUCAUGGCAGUGAAGCGGAUCCGAGCCACAGUGAACAGCCAGGAGCAGAAGAGGUUAUUGAUGGAUCUGGAUAUCUCCAUGAGGACAGUAGAUUGCCCCUUCACUGUCACCUUUUACGGGGCACUUUUCCGAGAGGGAGAUGUGUGGAUUUGCAUGGAGCUGAUGGAUACCUCACUGGACAAAUUCUACAAACAUGUCAUUGACAAAGGCCUGACGAUUCCUGAGGACAUCUUAGGGAAAAUAGCUGUCUCUAUCGUAAAAGCACUAGAACAUCUACACAGUAAGCUCUCCGUGAUCCACAGAGAUGUAAAGCCCUCUAACGUGUUGAUCAAUACGCAGGGGCAGGUGAAAAUGUGCGAUUUUGGCAUUAGCGGUUACCUCGUUGACUCGGUUGCUAAAACCAUGGAUGCAGGAUGCAAACCCUACAUGGCUCCUGAAAGAAUUAACCCAGAGCUGAACCAGAAGGGGUACAGCGUCAAAUCUGAUAUCUGGAGCCUGGGGAUCACAAUGAUCGAGCUGGCCAUCUUGCGCUUUCCCUACGACUCCUGGGGGACGCCAUUCCAGCAGCUCAAGCAGGUGGUGGAGGAGCCAUCGCCGCAGCUCCCGGCGGAGAAGUUCUCAGCGGAGUUCGUCGAUUUUACCUCGCAAUGCUUGAAGAAGAAUUCCAAAGAGCGGCCAACAUACCCAGAGCUUAUGCAACAUCCUUUCUUCACCCUGCACGAAUCCAAAGAGACAGACGUCGCCUCUUUUGUCAAACUCAUCCUGGGAGACUGAGAACUGGACUUGUACAUGAAUUGCCCUUCUGUGGACUGGUGGGUGCAGGGGAGGGGCGCGUGGCAGGACUUGUCAUGGAAGCACCAACAGAAAGCCACCGUGUUUCGCUGUGUUUUGUUUUUAUGCUGAGAAACCCCCCGCCUCGCCGAAGUUUUUAAAAGGGUUCUUUGGUAUCCAUAGUGACAUAGAACGAGCUGGGUAGUGAAAUGAAUUUUAAUAAGGUUGGAAACCUUAAAACAAAAAACAAAACAACAACAACAAAAAAAACAUGUUAAAGAGUGAUUUACAUAUUUAAUGACAGUCAAAGUCCCUCUUCCUAACUUCCUCCUCGUCCCCCUCUCCCUUCCCUCUGAACCAGAAUUUGCUUUGUCAUGGUAAUAGGUGCUAUGGUAGUCAUGAAGUUGUAUGUAGAUUUAUAUUUUGUCCCUUCCAUUAUUUUAAUAUUUAUGUUAAGUGCUUGAUGGAAUAGAUUUCUGUUUUAUAUGAGGAUGAAUGCGUGGUGACGAUGAUGAUGCUAAAUGAGGCCACAGCAAGCGAUAGUUGUAGGGCUUUGCUGGUGAAAAGGUGUCAAAGGAAAGGAGAAAGAAGAGAAGAAGUGUCUGUGUUGUGGAAAAUAUUUAAUGUGCAUCAUAAAAAGAGAUUAUAAACAAGGAUCUCAGCUCAGCUACCCGAGCUGUGAGGCAGCAUCACUGUAAGGGAGGGAGGCCCCAUCAUCCCGUGAGGUUGCCUCUUCCCAGUGCAUCCUGGCCAUCCUGCGGUGCACUGUCAGCCUCCUGCAAGGGGAAAGCCCCUGCCCUGCAUCCCACCGACUUAUUCCACUUUAUUAGGCAGGUUAUGAGGUGAGGACAUUGCUGGGAUAGUGUCUGGGACAAAAAUCCCAGAGGAAACUAGAUUGUUGGAUGAGUUGCACAGAGGUGAGGAGGGGGCUGCAGUGAUUGGUCCCCACCUGCAAGCCCAGGAGCACUGCAGUGCCCUUGGGCUGGGGAUAAGCUGCUUUGAGCCUAGAAGGGAGUUCGUCUCUCCUUCUCCCGAUGAGAAGGGAUAACAGCAUGCACAGCAUGACACCUGUGAAAAAUGAGGUAUCUCAGCACGAGUUUCCAGGGCUCUCACACUGCAUCGGCAGCAAUCCCUCUGUGCUUGCCCACAGGCUUUGCGAGUGCUAGCGAGCUGCCCUGGAGCCUGUGCUGGCCCGUGGCUUGGGCUGUGUCCAGCUCUGGUUGGGAUGCUGAAGGCAGCCAGGAGCUCCAGCAUGCGCUGCAGGUGUCCUCCAUAGAGCUGUAGCCUGGAAACCAUGGAGGGAAACCACAGCCCACCCUACCAGGAGCUCACUGCUGUUGGCCAGGUCUUGCUAGCACGGGCAGGAGCAUGGGGACUGUUGGGGUGGGAGGGGGUGCUUUUAGGUGACUGCUUUUGGGUAACACGGUCACUGUCAAGAGAAAGGGGGGACCAUGCACAAGGUGUUGCUGAGUCUGGAGCAAGGCCACUGGCUCCAGAUUAACACUGGUUUGACUGAGCCAAACCUGCAUAGCUGCCUCACUCAGCCAUGAGGACCUUUCCCUUUGCCCAUGGCUCCUUCCCUCAGCCCACGAAGGACAGUGCCUGUGCGUGUGGCUGCACUGGAGCAUCCACGUGUGCCUCAUGCCCCGUCACAUGCUUCUCUUCCCCAUCCAUCGCUUUGGCACUCUCUCAGAGUCAAAUCCCAACUCGAAGCAUGCCUUGCUCUGCAAUAUCUACAUUGUGCAGGAUUCAGUUCAGCCUGGGAUCCAGCCCUUUCUCUCCCAGUUUAGUGGCUCCAGUCUCUGUUGGUGCAGGUUAGGCUUCUGGAAUAGUCUGAGCAUCUGUUUCAGAAGCCUUGGAAGGGCUGAAGGGGAGGGCAGUAUUUAGAGCAGGGCUUCCUGAACGAUGGUACCUCUUGUGCUAGGGACAUAUCGACCACUUUGAAGAGGUGCACACAGACACCAUGGCCAGGGCUGGCAGUGCCCACAGGGGUGGCUGUGAACCCUAGAAUAGUCCAGCUCUGCCCUGGGGCUGGCAUUGAAGGAUAUAUGGGAACAUUGCUCAUGGGGAUUUCUUGAUCCUCAUGCCCUUCAGCUGCAGAGCAGGGUGGCUUGAGGAGGAAUGCAGGAGUCAGGGUGCAGGGGUUUCCUUGCUGUGAAUUGCUCACGGGUCAUGCAGGCUUUGGGGAAGAGGUCCCCCUUCCUCAGCUGUGUGCCACGAGCCUGCCCGGCCCACAGUAAUGAUAAGCUCCAUAUUCCACUUUGUGUUGAGGGGAACCUUUCAGGUCACAUUUGUGGUGGGUGAAACCCAAGGAUGUUUUACUUCGCAGUGUAAUUUUCAGAGGCCUCGCAUGGCUCAUAAUCUGCCCUCUCAUAUUCCAUGGUGUGUGUGCGUGUGCUUUCUCUCUCUCGCUUUCUCAGAGAGCUGUUUUGAUUGAUUGUCCUCAGCUGCAGCUAAAAGUCCAGCCAGGCAGUUUAUGGAGUUGGUUCCAGCAUCAGUUCUCGCUUUGAAAAACAUGACAUUUAAAACCACCCUUUGGUUUUCCUACAUAUGGAUCUGAUGCUUUUGUUAAAGAUUGUUUUUGCCGCUUUCCUCCGGGAAUAUAAGUCUCAUUUGGACACCGCAUCUCCUUGACCUCAGAGCACCUUUAUUUCAGUGCCAUUGUAAUUGACAGGUUGAAUUUAUGAGAUACUGUCAAAGUUCAGUAUUAAUAGUAGACAUUAAUGUCACCAGCGUUUUCCAAUAGAAAAUUAAUGUCAGUGUUGUCUGCAGCUAUGUAACCCUCUAAAAUGACUCCUACAUGCCUCAACACUACAUGCUGAAUGCUUUCUUUUAUGCUUUUUGCUCUUGCAGUGCUUGGGCCAUCUAAUCCCUUUGUUUUAAUGACAUUACAAUAGGGCAUGCAACAAAUCACUUCUCUUCCCUCCUGAUUCUCCAUGACUUUGUUCCUUUAAAAGUCAUUUGUGUCAGCCCAGAGUAAACGUGAAUCUGUAUGACCAGUGUGAAUGAAAACAGUGAUCACCUCUGCUGAAGAUAGUUAUGGCAGGAGAGAAAUGCAGAGGUUGUCUGUCUGUCCCUGCAUCCUGCAUGGCACAUGUGGACACAAAGCUUGUCCUGUCCCAGGGUAUUCUUAGAGAGAAGCCUGUGUUGGUGGCCUCGGCACAGGGACGAGAGCCAGAGACCCUGUGUGCUUAAAAGCUCUGAAAACAUGCUGGGUUACAAGAUGAAACUCAGACUCUCUUCUCUUUCAUUUGAUUGUAACCUCUGUCAAGAUGAAAAGCCUUUGGCCAGUGCUCAGAACUUUGCUUGGCUGUAACAUGAGCGCAGGGUUGCCUAGGACAGGCAUGUUCCUGAGACAUUAAACCUUUCCCAACAACCAUGCGCCCUGAACAGCCCAGGUGUUGAGGCUUAAAGCUGUUCUUCAGAAACCUCUUUUGUUUUCAGACACCAUGGGACCGUGUCUUAGAUUGUCCUGAACUGGGAUGUUUAAUCUGCAGAAGAAGCAGGUCUCAUGCCAUAAACCUGAAACAAACCAAAACCGCACCAGGGAGCAGAGAGGAGAGAAAAGCUGCUCAGAGCUCAGCACUGAGCUGUGCCCUGGACCACCUGCAUGUGUGAAUUCCAGCACAGUGAGCCAUUUGCAAGGCAGGGAGGACUUCUAUGCUCUGCCCCAGGCAGUGGUUAUCAGCUGUGCAUGAGGAUGCACAGUCCAUCCCAGUGGCAGGCAGUGCGGGACCACCAGGACAUGAUGUUCAUCCUUUCUUCCUCCACCAUACAGCUCUUGAUGUUCCUGCAACCUCCUGAUGCUUGAGGCCCUGCCAUUCCUAGAGCUCGUGAGGUAUCACUGGCAGGAAGGCUGUUUUCUCAGUCCCCAAGAGCCCAGUGGUCUCUUAAACCUGAAAAAGGAGUUGGAGAGCAUUUGCCAGUUACUGGUUUUAAAUGCCAGGUUCGUGCUGCUGCAGUGGGUGAAAUGCCCAUCUUUCCUGGGUGUUCUCCAGGUGUACAGAACUUUACAGAGGUAUCUAUGUACUGUAUUUCCUGACUUUUGUCAGGUUUACUGGCAAGGAUGGAGGCAUUUCUGACUUGGUAAAGAGGUGGGAACACCAUUUCUGGAGGCAUCUGGCCUCCCCUGUGUGAUGGAGGAGGCAGUUGAUGGGUCACUACUUGGAAAAGGCACACCUUAGCUGGGAUUUCUCCAUGCUUGCUGCAAGCUAAGGGUGUACCUGCACAUUUCCCUUCUUUCCUAGACGUUUUGGAAGAGGAAAUCCUGGUUGGUCAACACAGCAUUGCUUUAGUGGCUGGUCUGAUGUAGUUCAGACAAGGUUCCCAGCAGCUCCCUUGUUUAAUAGACCUCUUCUUUAUUAAAAACAAACCCCAAACUCCUCUCUCAGAAAAGCCAGCCAAGAUGCUCUUUUUCUUUCUCUCUCUUCCAUCUUGUUCCUCUUAGAGGAUCUCUGGGAGCCCGUCUUGGUGCUUUCACUCUUUCGCAUGCCAAAGAUUGCUACAUUCCUCUUAGUUACACUCCCGCCAAACCAGAUCUUAUAGUCUUGCCUCAAAAAUCAUCCACUUCCCUGCUCCUUGGGGUUCCUUUUGUUGCUGUUGCUUUUUCAUUGAAUUUCCUCAUGUUUAUUGACAUGUCUAUUGUUGAGCUUCCUGGACACAUGCAGCUCUCUUUUUCGGAUACAGAGAAAGACAAAUAGUUGCCUUCACUGGUCUGCCCCUGCUGUUGGGGAAAUACUGUUAGUGAUAUGAUUCCUACAGAUGGGGAUGGGUCUCAUUUAGAACUAGGGUCAUGGAGGGUGUAAACUGGCAUUGCUCCAUUGGCUUGGCUGGAAUAAAGCCAGUUUUGUCCAGCUGAGAAUCUGUCCUUAAUGUCUAAACAGUUAUUACACACUAAUAAAGAUUAAUGAUUGUAAAUCCCCACGGAUUAUACAUAAAAUGGCAAGUUUUACUCAUUAAUCUUUAUUGCCAUAUUAUAGCUGUUUAUGUUAGAGGAGUCGUCUCUCUCUGUUCUGAGCAUGCACUUAGGAGCUGGGGGCUGAGCGUGGGGGAGAUGAAGGGUGGACAAAGAGACCAGAUGUCCACGUGUUUUACAGCCUGUGUCCUCCCCCCAGGUUGGUUGUUUCCAUGAAAGCCGUUAACCUGCAGCAAAGGAUGUCUCACAGAGCUUUGUCUGCUUCGCUGGCCUCUGCCUGUGCUAUAAAAUCCAGAUUGUUCCUGGUGAGAAGGGAUCAGAUCUCCUAAUUAAUAUUUCAGCUCAGCCUUUACUGGAGCAGAUGGAUAAUAUGGAAUUUGACGUGCACUCUGGCAGGCCAGAGCUCUGCAGUGCAGUGAGAUUUGCUCUCUUGGACUGUGGCUUUGGAAGAGAUACUUUCUGUGCAGUAGGGAGCUGUGUUGCAGGUUGAAAGGAUGCUGCUCCUUCACAUAACCCCACACCAUGAAAGCAGUUGAAUUUGUUAAUAAGAGGGUCAGAAAAAGCUCAGUUGAAUCUCAGCUUUUAUGUGUUUGUCCACCACAGCUAGGAGCUGGUGGUGCCAGGGGUCUGGACACAAAGAUUCAUAUGCUGUAUAAAUGAAGAGGAAUCUGAAGAGAGCAUAGUAAACUGCAAGGGUGGUUUUAAUGGCAUAAGGACAAAAUGACCCCUCUGACAGGCAGCUGGUGUUAAUCCAUUCUGCCAAGGGAAGGCCUGGAGUUGGUGGGGAAGGCUGGAGCAGAAAGAGAGGGCAGAAGAGACAGCCAGACUCGAUCAAGUGAGAGCAGCCGGUCUCCCCUUUCUCUUGCCAUGUACUCCUUCAGACCCAGAUCUGUAGAUGAUGGCUUUGCUCACAAGUCCCAGAUUGCCACUUCAUCCCCACUUCCAGCAAGAGAAACACAAUCUAAACCUCAAAAGAAACCCACAAGGACAAGCUACAAGCGAGCUGAUACGCAUUGCCUGCUGCGUGGCUUGUGCAUUGCUGCUUCCCCUGCUGAGCUCGUCAGUGGGAGUCAGAGGUCUGACUUAAACGAUGAGGAAAGCAUGGGAAAGGCCUCUGUAGCUGCAAAAGAAGAGGGUAAACAUUUUAAGGUGGUCUCUAACUAGCCUAAUGGUGGAAAUACCUAAUUUACAGGCUACAGGGAUAAAUUAAUUCUUCAGGGGUCUAUCCAGCCAGCAGUGCUGUUCCACUGGGAGCAAUUCUGGCUGCGUGACAUUUAUUACAUGGCCUCCUUUAGUGCACCCCUGGGUUGCUAGAAAGCUCUUCGCCUCCAUCGACACCUUACGUCUCAGUCACCUUUAUGUUCUGUGUUUUACUGUCUGGAUUUUACUAGCAGCCUUUCUUCUAGGCGGUUGGUCAGAGUGAAGGCAAAGGAAAGGGGCCUCCAGCCAGCUCUGCAGAGCGUUUUGGGGGAGGAAGGAGCUGCUUGUCUGUUAUCCAGUGCCUGCUUAAUGGGAAGCCGCAGCCAGGGACGAGCUGUCCUGCAGGUAUCCAGCUCAAGCAAGAGCUUCUCCUUUAGUGCUUCAUUUCUUUGCAUUAAAAGUCCCUUUCUGGAAGUGGAGCAGCUCUGGAUUUGCGGCAGGCUCACUCUUGCAGGCAAUGAGGCUGCAAGGACAGGCUGCGCUAUCUUCCUCGAAAGGCUCUUAGUUUUCUCUAUGACGGGGCAAAAGUCCAGCGGCUGUGAGGUGCUGCGAGGAUAAGCUGGGAAAAGCUUGGAAGCGUCUUAAACGCUCUGGAAAUAGGGAUGGAAAUCGCAAAAGAUCAGACGUCUUUCGGCAAUUUCCAAAGCUCUUACAGGUUUAGCCAGACCUGAAAACCCUUCCUAGACAUUUAUUUCAGGGUAUUUUGAUCUAUGACUUUGCUUUUGGGCCUAGCUAAAUCCAGGAAACUCGGAAUAGUGUAAUUUUUAAAUAAAGAGGGAAAACACACCCCAAGUAUUACUAGACCGAUGAGGAAAGUUCCUGUUUGGUUUCUCUUACAGGAAUAAUUCAGGCCAGCUCAGGGUUUAUCCUAAUUUAGUCUGGUUUUGCCCCAGAUAAUUAUUCUUUUGUAGAAAAUAAAGAGAUCAGAUCAUGGUCUUUCCAGAACGCUGUGACCCGUCACGCAAGGGCACACACCAAACUGUGCCAGGAGGCGGAUGGAGAUAAGUGCUACAGUAAGAGGCAGCCAGCAUCUGAUGGCUGGAGAGAGCAGUCUGGCAGCAAGCAUGCCCAGGGCCUCCAAAAACAUAGGUAGAGGCAGUUCCCUCAGGGUUUGUGUGAUGGAGAUAUCAGGGUCUGCCACGUCUUGGUUCUUUUUCCCCUCUAGUAAAGAGCAUUCAGGCGUCUCAGAGUGUCCUGGAACAAUAUCUGAAAGCCUUUGGUAUUCCUCAGCUCAGACGUAUGGAUUCUUUCAGGAUGGAUACUGUGAAAAGUCAGGAAAAGCCAGGUGUCCUUGAUUUACACAGCCAGAGUGAAGAGACGCAGAUUAAGUGCCUCAUAAGAGCCAAAAGGGUGUGUUUAAAGAUGAAUUACAGUUGCCGUCAUAGCUGUGAAGUCAGGAUCUAAUUCUCACAUAUACAGGUGCAGCUGCAGAGUUCUCCAUCCACAUUUAGCCCAGAUUUAGUUCUAAGUCUGGCAUGAAUAUCUAAUAUGGGCCUAAAUAUCUAAUAUGGGCCUAAAUAUCUAACAUGGGCCAUGCCAUUUGGUGGCCUUCUGGCUCUUCAGGCAGAAAAAAGACUGGUUCAGAUCACGGUAUCACCAAAACCAGGGUUUGGCUCCAAACAUUUCCUAUAUAAUCUAUGUAUGAAGUGAAUUUCCAGAGUUUUGCCACUGUUUUGUUUCCUCCAUGUGAAGUGAGUGGCACAGUUGUCACCAUGCCAGUGGGGCUGCUGGAAAUAGUCACAACAUACGAAAUAGUUGGAAUUUCCCAUUGAUUUUUUAAUAGCAAUACAUUGGGAGUAAGCGGCUCAAUGUAGUUUCAUGCAAACUGGAAAUGCGUUGGAGUAAAACUUGUCGUUUCUCGUGGAAAGAAAACAACUGUCUAAAAAUGUCAGAAAUCUUCAAUUUCAGGAAUUGCUGUUUUAUUGGCAAAGAUCCAUGUUUAGCAUCAAAAUAGAUGAAGUUUCUGGAGCUUCUCUCUUAAGGUGUGAAAUCUGGUUUUUCUUGAGAUGCUGGUGAAUUUGUAACAGGGGUGUUUCUACAUACUGUCAGCUAGAAAUAGUGGAAAAGAUAUGGGUACAAUGGAAAAGGAACCACUUCCCAAUGGUCUGCUGGUGUUGAAGACGACACAGGCAAAGCACCUGUGUCUUUUGAAUAUGUUAGAAAGGUUUUCCAACCUGCUGUAAUACAAGUCCUUAAUUUACUUUAUUUUUAGGACUUUUUUACAGUAACAUCAUUUGUUUUAUAACUGUGAAAGUCUCUGUUUUUCCUUAUAUGUGGAAGGCUGAUUAUUCUUUCUCCUGUUCCAGCUACUUAUUAUAGAUCCAUUUCUGGUACUCUCCAAGGUGUGCCGAAGGUAUCUCCCAGCCUGCCCUUGAGCCAUAUGGUAUCACUGUACUGUCUCCUAAAAGCUGGGAUGGCGAAUGGCAGUAGAUGGAUAAUUCUUACUUUAAAUUAUAUUUAUAGCAAUUUAGAUGGGUUUUUUUAGUGACCUGAUUUGCUCUAGAAUUAGGGAUGAGGAAUCCUUUUAAAAAUUGUGGUUUUCAGUUUUUCUUUUAAGCAUCUUGGAGGCUUCUGAAUGACCCUCCUCACCCUUGUUUUUAAUUGGAAAAGCACCAGUUGGGUUGUAAUUGUUCCUUCAAGAGGGAACUUGCGUCAGGGUUCAGUUUAGGUGGUGAAAAUGCUCUGUGUCACACCACCAUUAACCAAAAGUGCACUGGAAUGCUGAGAGAACGAUAAUUUUCCACCUGAAAAAUUAAAUCUGGGUUAUGAUGAACUUGGUUUGUCCAAGUCUCAUGCCAGGCUUUUCUGUAUGGAGUUUGCAUGGAGCUUUCCUUUAUCCCUUGAGCCAGUGAGACUCGGGGUGCCAGGGUUGCUUUGAAGCAGGGCUGAGGGCCAACUGGGCACCCUCUGACCACGUCUGCUCUGGGUACGGAGGAUAUGAGUCCUACAGAAAUGAUGGAGCAACUCAUGAAUAGCUUCUUCUCGCUCUGUAAGAGUUAUUGAGGUGAAAUCCUGUAAGCGUGACCUGUGUGAGACAAGCAGGAUUGGGGCUCAAAACCAUCAGCUUUUUGUGCUUUUUCUCCUCUUUGCAAAGGUGCCUUGCUGCUCUGCUGCUUCAAAAGCCACCCCAGCCUUUCUGGUAAAGAAUCAGAGAGUUAUAAGAUCAUUUAGGUUGGAAAAGACCCUUAAGAUCAUCGAGUCCAACCAUUCACCCAGCACUGCCAAGCCCACCACUAAACCAUGUCCCUAAGUGCCACAUCUACACGUCUUUUAAACACCCCCAGGGAUGGUGACUCAACCACUUUCCUGGGCAGCCUGGAUGCUGUGGCGCAUCUGUUUUCAGACAGCUUGCAUUGGUUUUCUGGUUUGUUUUUUCUUCCCCCUAUGUAUAAGAAAUGUUGGGUAGCAGAAUGUGGAAUUCAUUAGAAGUUCAUAAACCAGGGACCUCAGAAGGAUGUGGGUAUAAAUGCUUUUCAGGCAUCUGAGGUGAACUUUAAAUGGAGCUUUGGCCCUCAUUUGCUUUCUGCUUUUCAAAAACCAUUUAUGAGAAAGUGGAGCUGUCAAAGCCAUGCAUGAACUUUGCCUUCUUGCAAAUAACUUGUCUCAAAGUAAAUUGUCAAAAUGCACAAGAAACUUGUCUCAAAGUAAAUCCAGUAGCUCUACAAAGCUGGAAACGUAUGUGCAUUAGUGUGUAUGUAUGUGUGUGUGUGUGUGCAUGUGUUGUGCAUGGGUGAGUGCAGGGAGUCUACCAUUUUGGAGAUGUAAAAAACACAAUGCAAGUGUUUUUAUAAGGAAAAGGCAAUGUAAAAUAUUUAUUUCUUGGCAAAAGGACAUCAGACCACAUCUCCCAUCCUUCUUUUAAUUGCUUCGUGUUUGUUUUUGUUGUCUUAAGUCUUUGCUGGCCUGUUUCCUCUGUUGCUACUUAGCAGUCCGUAACCUCACACAACCCCUCUGGCAGUGAGGGAGCACAUGGCACUGGGGAGCUCACCGGGAAGAGCACUGGUGUUCAUAUCAUCCACAGGAGGAACUGAAAAGGGAGCAUUAGAAGAAAAGGCAGCACAAUGCAAUAUCAGCAUUUUUUUUUUUUUUUGGUUUUUAGCCUUGUGGAGGCAACUCUGUCCUCAUGAGAAUCAAAACUGCCCACAGCCUAAAGCAAGACCCCAAAUCGUAGCUUUGAUAGAUUGAUCCAGAGAUAGUGAGCUUUGAGAAAGGCUCUCCCUGCCUUGGCUGGUUCAUGUGAACCUGUACUAGUGGUAUAUUAGAAGAAAUGAGGUGCUGUCAUCUUUGUGAGAUAGCACCCAGGUUCUUGUCAGUUCUGGUUAAGGUCCCCUUGGGCUUUGCCCAGGGUUCUAGCAGUGCAAAGCCAGUGGUGAGGAGGCAAAGCUUCCCAGUGCUGCCAUGAACAUCGCUCCAAGCUCCUAUUCCUGUCUGCAGCCGGGUGGAAUUCCAUUAGUCAGAUGUUGCAAAGCUCACAGGGUCCUCCCUGCGCUCCAGAGUACUUCGGUGGUCUCCAACUGCCCGCCCAUAUGGCUUCACAUCCGCCCCAUCUGAACCCUUCUCUUAACCUGUGUUGUCUUCAUUCAUCUCAGAGCCGUUCCUCAUACCAUGAAGAUGAUAAAUAGUAGGAGACUGACAGUAGGACCAUGUGUGUGAUGUUUAUUUAAUGUUGUGUUAAUGAGAUGCUUUUAGUACCCAUGUUGUACUGGGUUAAGGAUAUUGGUGGAACAAUGGAACUGGUAUUCUUUAACCCCGACUGCCCCAGGUCCUUCCCCUCCACCCUCUUCAUUUGAAUAAGAAAAACUAGAUUGGGAGAGCAUAUUUAACUUGAAAAAAAGCCCCAAACCUUGUUGAUGGAAUAAGUUAAUCUUCUUUACUACGCUUCAGUUUUAUUUCUCAGGAUAUGCAAAGGUUUAUCACUGCUGCUGAGAGAAGGGGACAGUACACCUUUUGGAAACUUCAACCACUGUAACCGUUUUCCAGAUGUGCGUGUGCGUGUGUGUGUGUGUGUGUGUUUAAACUCAGCACUGUGUGUGCGUGUGUUCUGCUGGAUAUUGUGUGCAUCUAUGAAACGCUUCAAACAACUGCCUGGAAGUCAAAACCAACCACCUCUUUCCAGUCAUAUGUUUGCCGUGACUUUUCAUAACCACACUUGAACUAGUGGUCUUGGAUUAAAUAUUCAAAGAGCAGGGCAUCUUUAUAGCAAUGGUAUGUCAGUCAAAUUAAGGAAAAUGUACACAAAAAUAAAUAAAUGAAAUUUAAAAGUAA
Strigops habroptila (Kakapo) is the source of this 12432-nucleotide messenger RNA. RefSeq names its product mitogen-activated protein kinase kinase 6 (gene MAP2K6). The record is from RefSeq and is a predicted model, not a curated record. Gene Ontology annotation, biological process: protein phosphorylation; MAPK cascade. Lineage: Eukaryota; Metazoa; Chordata; Aves; Psittaciformes; Psittacidae. Bases 45 to 1055 code for a protein of 336 amino acids. The transcript is spliced from 12 exons. Gene Ontology annotation, molecular function: MAP kinase kinase activity; ATP binding.